Messenger RNA from Aureococcus anophagefferens, 3033 nucleotides. RefSeq lists its product as hypothetical. The record is from RefSeq and is a predicted model, not a curated record. Bases 150 to 2990 code for a protein of 946 amino acids. The transcript has a single exon. Lineage: Eukaryota; Pelagophyceae; Pelagomonadales; Pelagomonadaceae.
UUCCGCGAGAUGCUGGUUUUUCCUUGCUAGGUUGUUCUUUGGUGCCGCUACCUCUUGCGCCCCCCUCCACAUAUCUUGGCCCGACGGCCGAGCGGAGGGAAACGCCUUAACAAAUCAUCGUUCGAAGUUUGAAGUGCGACGACCGAGUCAUGUCAUCAAAUCUGGACGAGGAAAUCGGCGCUCGCUAUUUUGCGUUAAACACAGUUGAUGAAGUUUUUAAGACAGCGACGCUUGGUGGGUCAGUGGCCGAAACCGUCCUUGCGGAGCAGAUCGGUCGUUUCGAACCAUUGAAUACACCGUUCGGGUGCAAACCACUCGUAUAUGCUGAUUGGACGGCAUCAGCUCGCGCUUUACGACAUGUAGAGCUCUUUUUGAGUAAUCAGGUUUUACCUCUGUAUGGGAACACGCACACGGCCGCAUCAGCAUGUGGGGCACAGAGUUCUUCGUUCGUGGCCGAAGCACGACAAGUAGUAGGUGAAUUUUGCAACGCUAGAACAACAGGCAAGGCGGCGUCUGAUGUUGUCUUAUUUUGUGGAGCGGGAACUACUUCCGCGGUCAAUCAACUUGUGUCAAUUCUUGGCGUGCGCGAAGCUCGUGAUGUGCUCGUGCUUGUCGGACCAUACGAGCACCACAGCAACCUCUUGCCAUGGCGUGAGGCAGGUGCAACAGUAGAGACCGUUCUCGGGAACAGAGACGACGGCUUGGACCUCGAUGAUUUGGAAAUUCGCCUGACUAGACCGGGCGUUAGAGAUCGUCUCGUCAUCGGCGCAUUUUGUGCGGUGUCAAACGUGACAGGUGCAAAGACGAAUGUAAGUUCGGUCACGCAUCUGCUCAAGAAACAUGGUGCUUUAAGUUGUUGGGACUAUGCGACCGCAGCUGCACACGGAUCCCCAUCGAUGCACCACGAAGGUGCCUCUGCAGACGCACUCUACUUUUCGUGCCACAAACUCUUGGGCGGCAUUAGUGCUCCAGGAAUUCUUGUAGUGCGAAAGGAACUGAUAAGAAGAGAUCGAUCUCCGAGUCGACCCGGGGGGGGUACAGUUUUUUUUGCAACCGAAGAUGGGCACAGAUUUCUUUCGAAUCGUGUUGAGCGUGAGCAGGGAGGGACGCCCGACAUAGUUGGAGCUUGUCGUGCAGCGCUUUGCAUCUCGAUUGCACGGGCCAUAGACUGCGAACAAAAGUUGUAUUUUAAUCAAAAGGUGCCUUGGGAUCGCGGCACUUCAAUCAAGAAGCUUUAUAGUUUGGUAAAAAAUCCCAAGAGUCUCGUCGUUCUUGGCCAUACGACAGUCGCAACUUCCGCGGUGCCAAUUUUGAGCUUCUUGGUUCGCGCCGGCCCUGGUUGGCUGCAUUACAAUUUUGUUUGUCAGCUACUGAAUGAUCUCUUUGGAGUCCAGAGUCGCGGUGGCUGCCAGUGCGCAGGUCCUUAUGCUCACGAACUUCUUGGAUUAUCCAAGGGUGCGUCAGAUGCCCUACAAACGGCUUUACUAACCAAGACACCUGAUCGUGAGCUAUUAAGGCCCGGGUUUAGUAGGAUUAGCCUGCCAGGUGGCGGUGCUUGGGCCAGCGAGGAAGAGAUUGAUUACGUACUGAGAGCAGUCGCUAUUGUUGUCGAUAUGGGCUGGCGGGCAUUGCCCAUCUACAGAGCCGAGCCCAAGACGGGCGAGUGGCGGCACCGGGCCAGGUUCUCGAAGCCACUCGGUGACGCUCGACGUUGGCUAAGUAGGUUCGAUGUGAGCCAAUCUCCGCUCACUCCUGUCCUACCGACCAAUCGCCGUGGUAAGCCAGAUUUUGAAUUUUUACUCCGGGAAGGUGAGCGUAUUCUGAAGCUGUGUAGCAAUGAGAAGAUAAUUUGCGAUGACGACGAGUUUGAACCUUUGAGGUGGUUUGUCACGGCAAAGAACGCGGCGUCUCAAAUGGAUCUCUGUAACACAUUCACUUGGGAUCCUGCGGGUGAUCCACGAGGCCCAAUCAGACCACCACCCUUGGGGCAAUAUGAGAUUCCCUUCAGAGUUGAGGGUGUUCUCUUUGGACCCAAGAGGCUCGGCCCAGAAGAGAGGAAGAAGGCCCUCCGCGGAGCGGUCAAGCCCCACACGAUAAACAUCGAUAUAACACACACAGUUAGUCAACAUCCUACUCCAAGCCAACCCCCCGUAAUUCCGAACCUUGUCAAGGCAAUAGCACCGCCAAAGAAGCUCAUGCGUGUUGUCGGCGAGGCUAUUAGAGACUGGACCAUGAUUAAGGAAGGUGAUAAAGUCCUUCUUGGCCUUUCUGGUGGUAAGGACUCUUUAUCAUUACUGCAUAUAUUGCUUGACUUGCAGAAACGUGCCCCAAUUAGAUUCGAAUUAGCAUGUGCAACUGUUGACCCAAUGACCUCUAGCUUUGACCCUUCACCUCUGAUACCAUAUGUCAAGGCCCUCGGUGUCAGGUACUUUUAUCUUAAAGAUCACAUCAUCGACUAUGCAAAUACCGUCAAACCCUCAAGUCUCUGCUCCUAUUGCGCGCGCAUGAAGCGAGGCGCGCUCUAUACCUGUGCUUCUCGUGAAGGGUACAAUAUUCUCGCGCUGGCACAGCAUCUUGACGAUCUGGCUGAGUCCUUCAUCAUGGGAGCCUUUCAUAACGGGCAACUGCGAACGAUGCGUUCCAAAUACAUUGCGGACCGCGGUGUUACUGUUAUUCGGCCGCUCGUUUACGCUCGUGAGCAUAUGAUGAAGAGCUUCGCCAUGGAAGCCCAGUUGCCGAUCAUCAACGAAAACUGUCCUGCGUGCUUCGAGGAGCCAAAAGAACGCGCCCGCGUGAAGAAGCUCCUCUCGCGCGAGGAGCAGCUUUACCCGAAGAUCUACAAUUCGCUUCGACGCUGUAUUACGCCCCUCAUGGAUGACGCAGUAUACCCCGCUCUUAGAGCCUCGAACGACACACUGAAGGCGGGCGCCAUUCGGUCACGCCCUAGGCCCCAUGGCCCCUUUGGUGAGUGCCCAAGAGACGUGCCCUAAAUUCGCUAGUCCCAGCCACAUGUCCCUCUAAUACCAGAUCCGU